AUAUUGAUAAAGGCCAAAACAGAUGUAAAUACUAUGCCAAUACCGUUAGCUAAAUAGGACUACUGGACUGUUUAAAGGCCAAUCCUCAGACAUUGGCAAUAGGUCACUGAAAUUUUGCGUAAACGCGUAAAACGGUUGUUUAAAUUGUCGAAAUCUUUAAAUAAGUGUUUAACAAACUCAAACAUUAGCUCACAGUGCUGCGUGGCGUCAAAUGCUUGUGGGAUGGGUCAGUCGAGACUUCGUUGUAAAUAAACAAGUCGUAUAAUUUAACAGUGCGUAAGAUCGACGCCAUUUGUGCACAUCCCGCUGCUGCACGCAUUUCUUGUGUGGGUCGCUUGCAGAACUCCUUAAGGAUUAGCAAUGGAAGCUAAGUUAAAGAAGGAGUUGGGGACAUCCAUGUUAAAAUCUGCAGGACAAGCUUCUGGUGGAUGCAUCAGCGAGGGUCAGAGUUUUGAUACUGAUACUGGAAAAGUGUUUGUAAAGAUAAACCAUAAGAGCCAGGCUAAAUUAAUGUUUGAUGGGGAAAUGGCGAGUUUGGACGCCAUAUUAAAAACACAAACUAUCAGAGUGCCCAAACCUGUGAAGGUGUUUGAGUUGGACACUGGAGGGUGUGUGUUUGUUAUGGAGCAUUUGGACAUGCGUGGUCUAAACAAAUAUUCAAAGAGACUUGGCGAGCAGUUGGCAGAUCUUCAUCUUCACAACAAGAAACAGCUGGAGAAAGUGCGCAAAGAGCAGCAGACAGUUGGAAAAGGAGCUGGUCAGCCUGAGGGGGCUUAUGUGGACAAAUUUGGGUUCCCUACCACCACAUGCUGUGGAUACUUACCACAGGAAAAUGAAUGGCAGGAUGACUGGGUGACAUUUUUCACACAACAGAGGCUUCAGCUUCAGUUAAACCUGUUGGAGGAAUCUCAUGGAGAUAGAGAAGCCAGAGAGCUUUGGGCACGGCUUCAGUUGAAGCUCCCCCAGUUUUUCAAAGAGGCGGAGCUUGUCCCCGCCCUUCUCCAUGGAGACUUAUGGGGAGGCAACGUGGCAGAAUCCGGUGAAGGACCGAUAACAUUUGACCCUGCUUCCUUCUACGGCCAUUCAGAGUUUGAGUUGGGACUCACUGGGAUGUUUGGAGGGUUUAACAGCUCGUUUUACUCUGCAUACCAUGAUAAAAUUCCGAAGGCACCUGGCUUUGCAAAGAGAAACCAGCUUUACCAACUUUUUCACUACCUGAACCACUGGAACCACUUUGGCGGAGGCUACAGAGGCUCAUCAAUAAGUGUGAUGAAGGACCUACUGAAAUAACUGCAGUCAUACUCCUGUCGUGACAGUCUUAAUAAACAUAAGCCAGGCUUAAGAUACAAGAUACAUGCAUGUAUAAUGCUCUGUAAUUACUCUUGCUUUAAAUUGCACGAAAUUCCAACAGUGAAAAAAUAACUAAGUCUGUACAGUUUGCUUUAAUAAUAAUGAUGCUCAGUUUUGCUUAUUCAUUAUCAUGGUUGUGUUGCGAGUCUGUCUACAUGUCUGUGAGACAAAAAUGUAUCUAAUUUAAUAUAAUAGAACUCAAAAUGUGUUUUUUGGGGAAAAAGAUGAAAAUGUAAAAAUAAAUGUUCAGAAUUUGCAGUCGUACAAACCGUAAACAAAGAAGACGUGUAAUAACACAGAAAUGAAAGACAGCCACUGUUCACCAUUGAAAUUCAACAAUGCAAAUGAACAAUCUGAAACAACAAACAUGAGCACACAAAAUA
Molecule: messenger RNA, 1733 nt
Organism: Dunckerocampus dactyliophorus (ringed pipefish)
Lineage: Eukaryota; Metazoa; Chordata; Actinopteri; Syngnathiformes; Syngnathidae
Gene: fn3krp
Product: fructosamine 3 kinase related protein
Exons: 6
Coding region: 361-1290 (309 amino acids)
Source: RefSeq, a predicted model, not a curated record